Molecule: messenger RNA, 1370 nt
Organism: Culicoides brevitarsis
Lineage: Eukaryota; Metazoa; Arthropoda; Insecta; Diptera; Ceratopogonidae
Exons: 2
Coding region: 47-526 (159 amino acids)
Source: RefSeq, a predicted model, not a curated record
CGUUGCAAUAGCUUGAGAACUGGAACAAAAAAAAAUUUAAGAAAAAAUGUUUCGUUGGAAGAGGCCACAUGUGGAAGAUUCUUUUCCGCGCGUUUAUGCGAGAUUUCAAGCGAAGGACUCGGAAAGUGAGGAUCUUGUCGAGUACUGGAUCCAGGAUUUGCCGAUGGAGAGAUAUGCGGAUGCGAUUGCUUUUAUGACGCAUGAACAGUAUUUGGGGGAAGAGACGUUCGCUAAGGGAAAAGACGUCCUCGAAGAUCCUGAAGCAGUAGAAGAAUUUUCUCAACUCUACCAAAUUCUCCUAAACGAAAAACUCUCAAUCGUUUGUUUCAAAGAAGGUUCCGACGAAAUCGUAGCCUUAAACAUCCUUUUUGCCCUUGACACAUCCGAGCAGGAUUUUCAACUCCCGUUAAAAACCGCACCCCUGAGUGAAAUUUUCAAUUGUGGCAAGCACAUCAUGUCCUUGAGUGAAAAUUUCGAGCCAAAAGAUCAGUUUGUGCUUGUAGGAUUUCGGACUUUCAGUGAAUAAAAAAUACCGAAGACGCGGAAUUGCUGCUAAAAUGCUUGAAGCACGAAUAGAACUCAUGAAAGCUGUUGGUCUGAAGACAACAAGCACAAUUUUUACAUGCCUUUCAUCACAAAAAGCAGCAAAAACAGCAGGAUACACGGAAUAUCUGGAAGUAACUUUUGCCGAUUUGGAGAAGAAUGGAUUUUCGUUCCGACAUUUGACAGAAAAUAGCGUAAAAACGAUGGGUUAUCAGAUAAAAAGUGAUUAAAAACGAUGUUUCGUAAUCGUUAAAUAAAAAAAGUGCGUAUCUAAUCAAAAAUUUACAGAAAAAACUGAUAAAAGUUCAUUAUUUAACAUGUUAAAUGGCUAUUUUUAAUGACAUAUUAUUAGAAAUGUACUGAGAAUUGCAUGUCAAAACCACCUUUGUGUCAUUUUUUUCAAUAUUCAAAGCUAUUUAGUGACAUAUGUGAGAAAAAAUUCAGUUAAUUUCCACGAAUUGUCAUUAACAACUUGAUAUUUUCCGUUUCUCGUUGAAUUUUUUAAUGAAAAAUUAAUUUUUGAGAGAAAAAACUUCGUUCAUUGAACCAAAAAUUGUCUCAGGGACAUGCGAAAGUCAGUGUCAAGACGCUCUUUUAUCACCUUUGCCACAAAAUAGAAAUCAAGUUCAUGUUUUUAAUCGUUUUAUAAUGGACGAAGCGAAAAUAUAAUAAUAAUAAAGUUUUGGCUGGAAAAUUUUUUUGAAGAAGAAAAACAGGAACAACAACAAAAAGUUGUUAUUAAAAAUUUGUGCGCGUCAUCGUCAGUGGUUGGUUAUGAUUUUUAGUUUGGUCUAGGGUAAGUGUGCUUUUGGAUUGUACAGCUGUGG